This is a messenger RNA of Candida albicans SC5314, 4407 nucleotides long. It is a transcript of the gene LRG1, whose product is annotated as Lrg1p. The coding region runs from base 1 to 4407 and encodes 1468 amino acids. NCBI's taxonomy places the organism in Eukaryota, Fungi, Ascomycota, Pichiomycetes, Serinales, Debaryomycetaceae. Gene Ontology annotation, cellular component: cytoplasm. The transcript has a single exon. Gene Ontology annotation, biological process: actin cytoskeleton organization; signal transduction. The record is from RefSeq and is a predicted model, not a curated record.
AUGAAGCAUUCGUUUGAUACCCCUCAACGAGGUAAUAGUAUACACCAUUCAUUUGGCAACCCUAAUGCAUCAAAUACAACUCGAUCGACAAUAAAUAUUGUUGAAAGUCCCGACAAUAGAGGAUCAAUAAUAGCUACAACUGAACCAUCAUCACCGCCGCCACCACAACAACCCCUCAAAGACUCAGGUUCAAGUCCUAGACGAAAAUUCAAUCCAUUUGGACAUUCUCGUUCCCAUUCUCAUACUUCUAAUAACGGCAAACGAUUGUUUUAUCCAGUGCAUCAUGAUGGAAGGUAUCAUAAUAUGAAUGAUCAAUAUCCACCAAUAUCGACAGUUUCACAAUCAAUGCAUCCAUCUUCGCCAGUUCCUUCUUCACCUACACCUACACCAGCACCAGCACCUACAACCACAUCUAGCAGCAAACCCAAAAGAGAGCAAUCGCUAAGAUACUAUAUACCCCGAGAUACCCCACCACAAACCCCACCAAUGAGUCAACUUCCGAAACCUGUGGGGAAACUGCCCCAACCUAAUUGGACAAACUUGAUCCCACCACUACCGGGGAAACCACAACCAUCAUAUAAUUCUCCUGAUAGUUUUCAGCAACAGAAACAGAAUAAACUAAUCGAUACCGAUGAUUUCAAUUUUGGCACUGAACCAAUAAUAUCGUCACCAGAACUGUCGUCAAGGCAACACCCUGACCCGUUGUCCAAUCAAUCGAAUUUUAAUAAUAAUACUAUCAAUAAUUAUAGUAAUUAUAGAUCAUCAACACGAUCAGGGUUAGACCCUUCUCAAAGACAUUCAAUAGCAGUUUCCCCGACCCCGGAAAAACAAGAUUCAGCAACUCAAUCGACCGACACGAUAAAUACCAGUUCAAUUCGCCCAGUACCCUCAGUAUACGUAGCAGGCUCAUCAUCUUCAUUACCACAUAAACAACAACAACAACAAGAACCAUCAUCACCUUCAAAACUGGAAAGGAAACCAGGUCGUAAGAAAAGUCGUAAAGUUUGUGCCAAAUGUGGAUUGGAAAUCACCAGUCAGUUUGUUCGAGCUUUAAAUAACGCUUACCAUGUUGAUUGUUUUACUUGUCAUGAAUGUGGCAAACAAUGUUCUGCAAAAUUCUUCCCCUACGAAAUCACUAAUGAACAAGAUGGCACGAAAACUCAAGUGGCAUUAUGUGAAUAUGAUUAUUUCAAGAAGUUAGACCUCAUUUGUUAUGUUUGUAACUCAGCUUUGAGAGGUCCAUAUAUCACCGCAUUAGGUAACAAGUAUCAUUUAGAACACUUUAGAUGUAAUGUUUGUCAACGAGUAUUUGAGUCAGACGAGAGUUAUUAUGAACACGAUAACAACAUAUAUUGCCAUUUCCAUUAUUCUAAACUAUAUGCCAGUCAUUGUGAAGGGUGCCAAUCGUCAAUUGUCAAACAAUUUGUGGAAUUGUUCAGAGGUGGCCGAAACCAACACUGGCACCCAGAAUGUUAUAUGGUACAUAAAUUUUGGAACGUUUGUAUUACUCCAGAUUCAGUUGGUCUCCAAAAAUUGUUUGAUUUACCAGAUGAUGUUCUCAAUGGAUUAAAGUUGGUAAAAGAUGACAACGAAAGCCACAUUUCGGUUGAUUCUGCCAUGCUCAUGUCUAUUGAACAACAAAUCGAACAAGUGGUGUUGAAAUGUUGGGUCACGCUUUCUGGAUAUGAGGAGAUAACUGCCAAGUGUAUAUCCGAUAUGUUAUUAUGUGCUUGUACUGGUAACAAAUUCAACGGUAUAGUGGUAACUGGGAAAUUGGUUCUAAAUGUCGAAGUUUUGUUUAAUGCGUUGGAUUAUGUGAUUCUUAUGUGCAAAAGUUCACAUGAGUUAUUGCAUAAAAAGUUUGGUACUCCUCCUAAUAAGGAUGACCUGGAGUCCUCAAGUACAGAAGAAGAGUAUUUUCAAAUGUUGAAAAAAGAACCAAGAAAUAUCACGGGUAAAAUUAUGAGUUAUCUUGCCAUAUUGAGAAAAUCAGACCACAUAGCCAAAUCAGGGAGCCUUUCCGCUGAACUACUUUCAGUGAUUACCGGGUGUGCCCAUUACUUGAAGCUAUUAAUUCGACUUGGAUUAUAUAAUGCAUUGAAAUUGAACAGAUUGUACGGGACCACUAAUGCUAUAGAAAAGUUUUUACAAUUAACAUCAGAACACGAAGCUAUUAGUUUAUUAGCUGGUGAUAGCAAGACUCAAUUGAGUUUGAUCAAUUCCAAAUUGACGAUUCCAGCAAGUUCGACAGAUGCAUGCAGCUCAUGUGCUAAGAGUAUUGAAAAAUCGUGUCUUAAAUUAGAUAAUAAUCGUUGGCACGUUAGAUGUUUUGUUUGUUCCUUGUGUAAGAGAACAAUUCCCUCAAUAGAAGCCAGUGAAACCAAAUUUGAUGUAAUUCAUCAAUCGAUUGUUUGUCGAGAAUGUCCAUGUGAGCAUUUUGAUACCGGGUUCCAUUUGGUGUCUGAUUUAUCACAAUUGAUAUACUUGUUGAAAAUAGCAUUGUUUAGAUCACGUUCAGUCAUGAAAGUGGAUUUGACAAAAGUACCCAGAAGCUAUCUUUCGGACUCACAAUCAGACACUGAUACUGUUGAUGUUGCUCAAGAUAAUUAUUCACAAACCUUGAAUGACGUGACAAGUUUAAGAAGCAAACGACAGAGUCAAAAAUUAUCCAAAUCUAUCAAAAAGAAAGCUAGAAAAUCAAUCAUUGUGGAGGCACCAGAAGCUGACAAGGCAAGAAAGGAAGAUAUCAAAACACAUCCUUUAGGUAUGAAAAGUAGUGGUGUGGGAACCAAUGACACAUCAAGGUCUAGCGGUAUCAAUGAUGAAACUACCAUCGCUGACGAGUUGAAUGAUUUAAGUUUUGAUAGUCAAACAUCAAAGCAACAAGGAUCAAGAAAAACAAGCAGUGCAUCACAGCUAUCAUAUAAUCCUGGUGGUGAUGAGAACCUUUCGGUAACCCGUAAAUCACUCAAAAUACGAGAUGAACCUCAAAGGCAAACCACAAAUACUCAUCUUGAUAGAACAUCUGAUUUGUUAAAGAAUGAGAAAUCAUUAACUUUAGAUGAUAUACCAAGAAUUGUUGCUGCAGAACAAGCAAGAGAACAACGACCAAAUGCUUUCAAACACCAUAAUAGUUUAUACCAACGUCAAACUGCUCCUCACCGACUCAAAGCUACUGGUCAUACUUCUACUGUUAUUACCCCAACUGGUGUAUUGGAUAAUAUUUUGAACACAUCACAACCACAUCCUGAAGAACCAGUUGCUGUCAGAAAGCAAAAGUAUUAUUCAGAGUUGACCAAAGAUGAGCAUUUCAUUAUUCGUCAUAUCGCAGUGGAAGCUCUUAGUCACAUAAGUAAGAGUUAUUCCAAUAAAGAAGAGUUGUUGUCAUUGAUUCAAACAAAAAAGCAACCUACAUUUUGGGACAAGUUCAAGUUUGGAGGCGGCGAUGGUAAAAAGGAUAAAGUUAUGGCAGUGUUUGGAGUUGAUUUACAAGUAUUGACGAAAAAGUAUGGUAUUGAUUCAGAUUUAGGUGUAGGACCUUCGAAACUAAGGAUUCCUAUUGUUGUGGACGACAUUAUUGCUGCAUUAAGACAAAAGGAUAUGUCAGUUGAAGGUAUUUUCCGUUUGAAUGGUAAUAUCAAAAAGCUCCGUGAACUUACUGAACAAAUCAAUAAAAAUCCCUUGAAAUCACCUGAUUUUAGUAUUCAGAAUGCUGUUCAAUUAGCUGCUUUAAUGAAAAAAUGGUUACGUGAACUACCUAAUCCGUUGUUAACAUUUGGUCUUUAUGAUAUGUGGGUUUCGUCUCAACGACAAGUCAACCCCGUUUUGCGUAAACGAGUUUUACAAUUGACAUAUUGUAUGUUACCUAGAAGUCAUCGAAACUUGGUUGAAGUAUUGCUUUACUUUUUCAGUUGGGUCGCCUCAUUUUCAGAAAUUGAUGAAGAAACUGGUUCUAAAAUGGAUAUCCAUAAUUUAGCAACAGUUAUAGCACCUAACAUAUUAAUUUCCAAGCAAUCAUCAAACUCAUCAUCAGGAAAUUCUUCUAAUUCCGGUACCAAUAAUUCAGAUUCACAACAAGCAUCAGGGGAUAACUAUUUCCUUGCCAUUGAAGUUGUUAAUCAAUUGAUUGAACAGCAUGAAGAGUUUAGUAUUAUACCGCUGGAUAUUCUUGAGUUUUACGAGAAAUGUGGAUUUGACAAAUUUGAUUCAACGAAAAAAGAAAUUACAACUAGAGAUGUAAUGAUAAAAAUUGACAAGGAAUUGAAAGAAAAACCUGAUUAUUUUGAUAAUUUUGAAUUGAAAAACCCUACCGGUAGUUUAACUAGUCAAGAAGUUAAACGAAACUCUGUUUCUCGAAUUGAAUCCAAAAUCCAAAAUAGAGAAUUAAAUGGUAUUAGUGAGAGAUAA